CGCGGCUGGGAGACCCGCCCCUGCCGCUCCAGCCGCACUCGCGGGCUCUGCUGGUGGAUGGCCCGGGGGGAGUCCCGAAAACGACACGCUGCAGGUCCCCGUCUCGACCUCCACUCCUCUGAGAGCGCCUCCGUGACCCGGAGAGCCGGUGGUUGCUGGGAGGGCGGCGGGGACACAGGUACCAUUCGGGAGGCGAGCUGGCAGGGCACUUUUGACCCUGGGCAAGCCCGCAGACGCUGGCCCCAGGACCCUAGACGGGUCUUCGUUCCGUUGACUCUUCUCGGCCUUCCUUGAUCCUGCCGGCGCCCUCUACCUGGGACUGCUCUCCUCACGUCGGCUCCCCGGCCCUCUAGGGAGCCUAGGUGUCCCUGGGAUCCACCCCGUCCCUCUUGGGACCUUUCUCCCUCCACACCCUUCCCCCACUCUGGAGGUCCGGCUGGACGCGACCCAGAGCUGCCACCGCCCGCUUCUUCCACUCAAUGGAGGACAGUCUGCUGGAGAUCAUGACCAAGGACGGCGGCGACAUGCCGGCACCUCUGGAGGUGUCCACGGUGCCAGCCGUGGGGGACGUGAUCUCUGGGGAGUAUAACGGCGGCAUGAAGGAACUGAUGGAGCACCUGAAGGCCCAGCUUCAGGCCCUGUUUGAGGACGUGAGGGCCAUGCGAGGGGCGCUGGAUGAGCAGGCCUCGCACAUCCAGGUUCUGUCGGACGACGUGUGCGCCAAUCAGCGGGCCAUAGUCUCCAUGUGCCAGAUUAUGACCACCGCGCCCCGUCAGGGAGGCUUGGGUGUGGCCGGCGGCAAGGGGAGCUUCCCAAGUGUUCCACAUGAACCGGAGACACCUUCGCCUGGUAUCGGGGACAGCGACUUGCUGGGUCGCGAUCCAGAGGAGGAGGAUGAGGAUGAAGAGGAGGAGAAAGGGAUGCCCAGCCCCGCCACACCCACCAGUCACUGUGAGCGCUCUGAAAGCCCCUGUGCUGGUCUCCUUGGGGAGGAUGGGCCACUUGUGGAGCCCCUCGACCUGCCUGACAUUACCCUGCUGCAGCUGGAGGGCAAGGUCUCUCUGUGAGGGAGAACCCCACUGGGGCACCAACUACCUGGGCUUUGAGUUUCUAAGCGCUUAAUGCGAGGGGACUGAACAGUGCGGUGCAGUGUGCUUCACUCCAGACGUGGUUCUUAUAGGUCAGGGAGAGAGACUCCCUCACGUAAGGAUUUGUAGGGUGAAGGACUUUGGAAGCAUCGCGAAACCUUCCAAGCAAACAUCAUAGCAAAACUGCAGAAAGGUGAGGUUCCCGGAGAGGAAGUGCCCAUCUCCGGGAUUCCCAACCAUCCCCUUACUUUGCCCUUUCCCCUCUUCCCAGGAAACAGAAGGACCAUUUAAUUAUGUAAAUAAAAUUCUGCUUUUUCUAUUCUGAAAAAGGACUCAUCUAGGACUUUGGCAAAUAAUCUCUAUUUACCUAGAAAUUAAGGAAUUGGGGUAUGUUCUGUUCUGGCAACAGGAAAUCCACCCUUUUGCUGAAAUCCAAGAUACACAGUGCUCUGCAGAAGCCUCUCCCCUCACAGAUCUCUGCGGCUGUUGAUUGGUAAAGGAAGCUUGAGGAGGGAGCUGCAGCCCUAGGAAUCUGGGUGCAUGGGGUUGCAAGGGCCCCUGGGCUGGGAGAGCUGGCUAUGAAUGUGCAUGAAGACACAAUAGCUCAAGCUCUGGGAUUUUGCAUGCAGAGCAGAACCUGCCCUCUCACUGCCUUCGUCUGGGAUUGCUUUCCCACUCACCUGGACCUAGAGAACAAAGUACCCAGUUCACAGGCAGAGACUUGGGGCUGCUCAGCAACAGCCCUGAUCUAGGGGACAAUUGAGGAACUCUUGGCAGGGGGGGCUGCAGCCCCAAACUGUCUUUUCUGGCUAUACCUGCUUAAACUUAAGUUCCCUUUUCUGUCAAUAUGUCGCUACCCUCUGCUUUUUGGUGUUGCUUCCAUUAAUGUCUUGUGUUUUGUGUGUCCACCAUGUAGUAGUGUGUGAGCCCUCAGGGGCAGGGCUUGUGGCUCUAGUGUUAGGUUCAGGGGGCUUCAGACCCUUCUGUGAGCCCCAGGCUAUCAUGGCGCUUUCCCCUCUCUUUUCCCCUUUGCCCCACUCCUCGACCAGGGCAUGGAGCAUGUGGCUGUCCUGAGGUUCCUUAACUGAUGUGCCUCCCUCCUACCUUCUGAAGUGGUGACUUUGUGUGCCCUUCCCCCUCCUUCGUGUAUCCUUUCUCAAUGCUUUCCUUGGUGUCAACCUUAAUAAAAAGACGUCAUCUCCCCUCUUGCUGACUGGUCCUAAGGGGGCUUAAGGGUGGGGCUUCUGGGUCUGCUGUGUGGGUCAUGGCUUAGUAGGAACUUAGGGACCAUGCGUUCCCUCCUCUCUCCUUGCCUGCAGUCCCAGAGAGUUAACUGACCUUGUCCUGGUUGGGGCAAGCAUUGCCAACUCUGCCUGCUGUCCCUUCUGCCUCAGACCUUGAUCCAAACUGGACUAGGAAAUGUGCAGAUUGGCACGGAAAUACCCAGCUUAAAAGGGCUUUUAGUAAGCCAGCAUUCCACACCUGCACAAGACGUUUUGUUUCUGUGAAGCAUCCCCCCUCAUCAUCCCUGCCACAGGGUGACUUCCGAACAAGAGCCUGGCACAGCAGGCAUGACACCUGUUCUAGGGAUGGAGUGGCAAUCGCCGUUCUGGAGGGGUUGCUCGGGGUUUCUGGAGUGGAGUGGCACAUCACCGAGGAAACCACAAUAACUGCCUCGGGCCUCUAGUGGAAGAUGCCGGCAAGGUGUUCCCCAGAGAGAGUCAACACUGACAUCAUCUCUAGAGCUCCCUUGGGUGAUGGAGAUGUCCUGAGGCUGCCCCAGAACAAAGGUUGAGAGCAGACUAGGCUCUGUAUGUGUGUGUGUGCACGCACACGCGUGUGCAUGCCUGUGUGUGUGUGUAUGUGUGAGUCUCUCUGUGUGUGAUGUAAAAUUGCUUCUGUUAGAGAGGUCCAAAGAGGGCUAAAGGCACAGAUUUUUGAAUCUUUAAAUUCCAACACUGAAUUUAC
Chionomys nivalis (European snow vole) is the source of this 3056-nucleotide messenger RNA. RefSeq names its product coiled-coil domain containing 184 (gene Ccdc184). The transcript has a single exon. NCBI's taxonomy places the organism in Eukaryota, Metazoa, Chordata, Mammalia, Rodentia, Cricetidae. The record is from RefSeq and is a predicted model, not a curated record. Bases 480 to 1067 code for a protein of 195 amino acids. Gene Ontology annotation, cellular component: cytoplasm.